AUGGCACAGCGAGAUGCAUUAAAUGCAGGACUCCCAAGUCUCAUCCGUGACUACCGAAUUCCUCCUGAGGCUCGCCAUAAGUAUAACAAGUUUUCAGACCUCAAAAUCUUUCUAGAAGAGAGAUUUAAGAAAUUCGUUGAGCAUGGGGCAUCUCAAUACGUUGCGAUCCAGGAAUUUAGCCUGGAUGAUUUGGAGGAGAUGGAACGAAAAGGCCUACGUCGGCAACUACCGAGAUUCAGGGCCCUGACUGACGAUAAGGACAAGAUAAUGAUCGCUAAACUUGCUGGCGUUCAUCACGGGACUUUCCAAGUGGUCUCUCAAAAAGAGCCUGAUGGCUCUUUUAAGCCUAUGACCAGAACUCAGGCUGUCGACUACCCAAGUUGGGUCGUCGAGAUAGGAGACUCGGAGCGUCUAGCCCAACUUCGUUUGAGAGAUGGUGCCAUUGUCCCCCUGCCCGGAACACCCGCGGUGCUGCUGCUCAAUCAUGGCAUGCUGGAAAAAUUCAGGAACUCACUUACGAUCACAACACCCAGCAGGUUACGGGUGCUGCACCAUUGCUCCUACCAAUUGAUCACCUCCUCGACAAUGUCCCAGGCAAUAUACCACCUGGAGUCUUCACCAUCAGCGAGCAGAGAAUACAGUAUUUUGGCAGUUGGGUCUUUCAGUCGCUAA
Molecule: messenger RNA, 672 nt
Organism: Rasamsonia emersonii CBS 393.64
Lineage: Eukaryota; Fungi; Ascomycota; Eurotiomycetes; Eurotiales; Trichocomaceae
Exons: 3
Coding region: 1-672 (223 amino acids)
Source: RefSeq, a predicted model, not a curated record